GCGGCUCGGGAGGAGGAGGAGAAACAGAACGACGAGGAGGGGGCCCGGGGCCGCCGAGCUCCGCGGGGCCGCCGCGUCGGCAGGGCCGGAGCCCGCGGGGGCCGCGCGAGGAGAGGCGCCGGGCCGGCGGCGAGCGGCCGCGGAGGGGAGCGGCGCGGCGGCCGGUACCGCCCGGGCGGGCGGGGGGCGACCUCCCCCCGCCCCCCGGCAGCGGCGAAGCGACCCCUGAGGGCAGCUCCGGCCGGAGCGUGGGGCGGGGGCUGCCGGCGCGGCGCCCCCGCUGAGCGCGGGGGGAGGAGAAGCCGCCCCCGCUCGAUGAGCGGCGCCCGCCCGCCCGCCGCGCUCUGCCCGGGGACCGGCGGCCGCGGCCGAGCCAUCCGGCAGCAUGUGGAGUCCCACCGAGGAGGAGAAAUACGGCGUGGUGAUAUGCAGCUUCCGAGGAACUGUUCCGCAGGGCUUGGUCCUGGAACUAGGUGAAACUGUCCAGAUCCUGGAGAAAUGUGAAGGUUGGUACAGAGGUGUUUCCAUUAAGAAGCCAAGUGUCAAGGGGAUUUUUCCUGCAAAUUACAUUCACUUAAAAAAGGCAAUUGUCAGUAACAGAGGGCAAUAUGAAACAGUUGUUCCUCUUGAAGAUUCAGUGGUGACUGAAGUCACAGCGACGCUGCAGGAAUGGGCCGUGCUCUGGAAACAGCUGUAUGUGAAGCACAAGGUGGAUCUUUUCUACAAGCUGCGGCACGUGAUGAACGAGCUCAUUGACCUGCGCCGGCAGCUGCUCUCGGGCCACCUGACCCAGGACCAGGUGCGAGAGGUCAAGAGACACCUCACAGUGAGGCUGGACUGGGGCAAUGAGCAUUUGGGCCUUGACUUAGUUCCACGGAAGGACUUUGAGGUUGUGGAUUCAGAUCAGAUCAGUGUGUCAGACCUUUACAAAAUGCAUUUGUCAAGUAGACACAGUGUCCAGCAGAGCACAUCACAGGUGGACACCAUCCGUCAGCGGCACGGGGAAGCCUGCCGGAUGCCAGUGCCUCAUCACUUCUUCCUCAGCCUGAAGAGCUUCACCUACAACACCAUUGGAGAGGACACUGAUGUGUUUUUUUCCUUGUACGAUGUCCGGGAAGGCAAACAGAUCAGUGAGAGGUUCAUGGUGAGGUUAAACAAGAACGGAGGCCCCAGGAACCCGGAGAAGAUCGAUCGAAUGUGUGCGCUUUUCACAGAUCUCAGCAGCAAGGACAUGAAGAGGGAUUUGUACAUAGUUGCCCAUGUAAUCCGAAUAGGCCGCAUGUUGCUCAAUGACUCCAAGAAAGGGCCCCCCCACCUGCACUACCGGCGCCCCUACGGCUGCGCCGUGCUCAGCAUCAUGGACGUGCUCCAGUCCCUCUCGGAAAUCAAGGAGGAAAAGGACUUUGUGCUCAAAGUUUACACGUGUACCAAUGAGAACGAAUGGUGCCAGAUCCACGAAAACAUCAUCCGCAAGUCCAGCACCAAAUACACAGCCCCCAGCUCCAACUAUGGACUUAUAAUAUCUCUUCAGCUUCUUCGUGGUGACAUGGAGCAGAUCCGAAGGGAAAACCCCAUGAUCUUUAACAGAGGUGUUUCUGUCACCAGGAAGCUGGGAUUUCCUGAUGUUAUCAUGCCAGAGAUGAAGAUUGUUGGGUGUGACAUCAGGAAUGACCUGUACCUGACCCUGGAGAAGGGGGACUUUGAGAGGGGUGGCAAAAGUGUGCAGAAGAACAUCGAGGUGACCAUGUACGUGCUCUAUGCUGAUGGAGAGAUCCUGAAGGACUGCAUCAGCCUGGGCUCGGGCGAGCCGAGCCGCAGCGCGUACCACUCCUUCGUGCUGUACCACAACAACAGCCCGCGCUGGGGCGAGAUCAUCAAACUGCCCAUCCCCAUCGACCGCUUCCGCGGCUCCCACCUGCGCUUCGAGUUCCGCCACUGCUCCACAAAGGACAAGGGAGAAAAGAAACUCUUUGGUUUUGCAUUCACCCCAUUGAUGAGAGAUGAUGGCACGACCUUGUCAGAUGACAUCCAUGAGCUUUAUGUUUAUAAGUGUGAUGAGAACAGCACGUUCAACAACCACGCGCUCUACCUGGGGCUGCCCUGCUGCAAGGAGGAUUACAACGGCUGCCCCAACAUCCCCUCCAGCCUCAUCUUCCAGCGCAGCACCAAAGAGACCUUCUCAGUCUCCACACAGCUCUCUUCUACCAAACUGACCCAGAAUGUGGAUCUGCUUGCCCUGCUCAAAUGGAAAGCUUACCCAGACCGAGUGAUGGAUAUUCUGGGAAGACUGAGACAUGUCAGUGGCGAGGAGAUUGUAAAGUUCUUACAAGAUAUUCUGGACACGUUGUUUGUAGUUUUGGAUGACAACACAGAGAAGUAUGGUCUGUUGGUCUUUCAGUCUCUGGUGUUCAUCAUCAACCUGCUCCGUGACAGCAAGUACUUCCACUUCCGCCCCGUGAUGGACACCUACAUCCAGAAGCACUUUGCAGGAGCUCUGGCUUACAAGGAGCUGAUCCGCUGUCUGAAGUGGUACAUGGACCGCUCGGCCGAGCUCGUGCGCCAGGACCACAUCCAGGAGGCAAUGAGGGCCUUGGAAUAUCUUUUCAAGUUCAUUGUCCAAUCUCGGAUCCUUUACUCCAGAGCUACUUGUGGAAUGGAGGAGGAGCAGUUCCGCUCCAGCAUCCAGGAGCUUUUCCAGUCCAUCAGAUUUGUGCUCAGCUUGGACAGCAGGAGCUCUGAGACUCUCAUCUUCACACAGGCUGCCCUGCUGAACUCGUUCCCUGCCAUCUUUGACGAGCUGCUGCAGAUGUUCACGGUGCAGGAGGUGGCGGAGUUCGUGCGCGGCACGCUGGGCAGCAUGCCCAGCACGGUGCACAUCGGCCAGUCCAUGGACGUGGUCAAGCUCCAGUCCAUCGCCCGCACGGUCGACAGCCGCCUCUUCUCCUUCUCAGAGUCGCGGCGCAUCCUGCUGCCUGUGGUCCUUCACCACAUUCACCUUCACCUACGACAGCAGAAGGAGCUGCUUAUCUGCUCUGGGAUCCUCAGUAGUAUCUUCUCCAUAAUCAAGACCAGUUCUUUGGAGGGAGAUGUCGUGGAGGAGGUUGAGAUGAUGGUGGAGAGCCUCCUGGACGUGCUGUUACAAACUCUGCUCACAAUCAUGAGUAAAUCGCAGUCUCAGGAGGCGGUAAGAGGGCAGCGCUGCCCGCAGUGCACAGCAGAAAUCACUGGAGAAUAUGUCUCCUGCCUUUUAUCUUUGCUUCGUCAGAUGUCAGACACUCACUUCCAGCACUUACUGGACAACUUCCAAAGCAAGGAUGAGCUGAAGGAGUUCCUCCUGAAGAUUUUCUGUGUGUUUCGGAACCUGAUGAAGAUGAGUGUCUUUCCUCGAGACUGGAUGGUCAUGAGGUUGCUCACCAGCAAUAUCAUAGUUACAACAGUUCAAUACUUGUCUUCUGCCCUGCAUAAGAAUUUCACAGAAACGGACUUCGAUUUUAAAGUGUGGAACUCUUAUUUCAGCCUGGCAGUUUUGUUUAUAAACCAGCCAAGUCUCCAACUAGAAAAUGCCACACCACCUAAGAGGAAGAAGAUUCUGGAUAAGUAUGGUGAUAUGAGAGUGAUGAUGGCCUAUGAGCUCUUCAGCAUGUGGCAGAACCUGGGUGAGCACAAGAUUCACUUUAUUCCGGGAAUGAUUGGCCCCUUUCUGGGUGUUACCCUUGUUCCACAACCAGAAGUGCGGAAUAUCAUGAUCCCCAUCUUCCAUGACAUGAUGGACUGGGAGCAGAGGAAGAAUGGCAACUUCAAACAGGUGGAGGCCGAGCUGAUCGAUAAGCUGGACAGCCUGGUGUCUGAAGGAAAAGGUGAUGAGAACUACAGGGAGCUCUUCAGCCUGCUAACCCAACUCUUUGGGCCUUAUCCCAGUUUGCUGGAGAAGAUUGAGCAGGAGACUUGGCGGGAGACCGGGAUCUCCUUUGUCACGUCCGUCACUCGGCUCAUGGAGCGUCUGCUCGACUACAGGGACUGUAUGAAAGGAGAUGAAACAGAAAACAAGAAGAUUGGCUGCACUGUUAACCUAAUGAAUUUCUACAAAUCUGAAAUUAACAAGGAGGAGAUGUACAUCCGCUACAUCCACAAGCUGUGUGACAUGCACCUGCAGGCUGAGAACUACACAGAGGCUGCAUUCACUCUGCUUUUGUACUGUGAGUUGCUUCAGUGGGAGGACAGACCUCUGAGAGAGUUCCUGCAUUACCCAUCUCAGUCAGAGUGGCAACGUAAGGAAGGUCUGUGCCGUAAGAUUAUCCAUUACUUCAACAAAGGGAAGAGCUGGGAGUUCGGCAUCCCGCUGUGCCGAGAGCUGGCCAUCCAGUACGAGAGCCUCUAUGACUACCAGAGCCUCAGCUGGAUCCGGAAAAUGGAAGCUACCUAUUAUGAUAAUAUCAUGGAACAGCAGCGCUUAGAACCGGAGUUUUUCAGAGUUGGUUUUUAUGGUCGAAAAUUCCCAUUUUUCCUGCGGAACAAAGAAUACGUGUGUCGGGGCCACGACUAUGAGAGGCUGGAAGCCUUCCAGCAGAGGAUGCUGAGCGAGUUCCCCCAGGCCAUCGCGAUGCAGCACCCAAACCACCCCGACGACUCCAUAUUGCAGUGUGAUGCCCAGUAUUUGCAGAUCUAUGCAGUGACUCCCAUCCCAGACAAUAUAGACGUGCUGCAAAUGGACCGUGUCCCCGAUCGCAUCAAGAGCUUUUACCGCGUCAACAACAUCCGCAAGUUCCGCUACGACAGACCCUUCCACAAGGGCCCCAAGGACAAGGAGAACGAGUUUAAGAGCUUGUGGAUUGAACGCACCACUCUGACCCUGACUCACAGUCUGCCUGGGAUCUCUCGCUGGUUUGAAGUGGAGAGAAGAGAACUGGUUGAAGUAAGUCCUUUGGAAAAUGCCAUUCAAGUGGUUGAGAACAAAAACCAGGAGCUGAGGACGCUGAUAAGCCAGUACCAGCAUAAACAAAUGCAUGGCAACAUUAAUCUUCUCAGCAUGUGUCUGAACGGAGUGAUUGAUGCCGCCGUCAACGGGGGAAUUGCGCGGUACCAGGAGGCCUUUUUUGAUAAGGAUUAUAUCACAAAGCACCCUGGAGACGCAGAGAAGAUCACCCAGCUCAAGGAACUCAUGCAGGAACAGGUACAUGUCCUAGGAGUGGGUCUGGCAGUCCAUGAGAAAUUUGUACACCCCGAAAUGCGUCCCCUGCAUAAGAAACUGAUCGAUCAGUUCCAGAUGAUGCGAUCCAGUCUGUACCAUGAGCUGCCUGGUUUGGAUAAGCUGAGCCCGGCCUGCUCUGGCUCCAGCACCCCCCGCAGCAACGUGCUGGUGUCGCACGGCCCCAUGAGCCCAGAGAGCAUCAAGCUGGUGCACAGACACAGCCCACUGAACAUGCUUGGUUCAGUCCGACACUCCUCAUCCUCUCUGUCGUCGCACACCUCCAGUGAAACAGGAAACCUGGUUAUCCUGACAGACAGCUCUGUGGGGGAGACUGCUGAGGAUAUGUACCACAUGCAGGCUAGUCCUUCCACCUCCAGCCUGAGCUCCACUCACUCGGCCCCAUCGCAGAUGAUUAACUCUGCCCCUUCCAGCGCUCGAGAGCAGAUACAGCAUGGGCGGCAGCUGUGCAAGUUCCCCCACGCUGCCCCCACCCAUGUGCCUCAUCUCUGUCCUGGAGGGACCACCUCUAGAGGCUCUCCCUCUCUACCAGAUAAGUACCGGCACUCCCGGGAGAUGAUGAUGUUGCUGCCAGCGCACCGGGACCGACCGAGCAGCGCCAUGUACCCCGCAGCCAUCAUGGAAAACGGACAGCCUCCAAACUUCCAGCGCGCCUUGAUCCAGCAGAUGAUUGGACCGUGCAAACCUUGCAGUGACCCCAACCUGUCUGUGGCUGAGAAAGCUGUGCCAGCAGCACCCAGUAGCUGGAGCCUGGACAGCGGAAGCCGGGAGGCGCUGCCAUUCCUGUCUGCCCACGCUGGGAGCGUCCUGGCCCCACCAGUGCCUCCCCGAAGCCUCUCCCAUGGCCACUACUCACUGCACUUCGAUGCCUUCCACCACCAGCUCAGUGAUGCUCCUCCGGCACUGCCCGCACGAACGUUGCGCAAGUCUCCUCUUCAUCCUAUCCCUGCAUCGCCCACCAGUCCGCAGUCUGGGCUAGAUGGCAGUAACUCCACUUUGUCGGGCAGUGCCAGCAGUGGUGUCUCUUCCUUGAGCGAGAGCAAUUUUGGACAUUCUUCUGAACCACCUCCUCGCACAGACACCAUGGAUUCCGUGCCCAGCCAGGCCUGGAACACUGACGAAGAUCUAGAGACACCCUACCUCCCUGUCAGGUACAGUCUCUCUGAGCCUGAUGUCCUGGAGUCGCUCAAAUCCCAGCCAUGCCGAAGCCACUCUGCUCCAACUGGAGUCAUUCCUCAGGACACCAUGGACCCUCCUGCUUUACCCCCCAAACCUUACCACUCCCGGCUGCCAAACAUGGAGAACGAGGAGGGGAUGAUGAUCGAAGAUGAUGACAAACACCGCCCGUUGCAUCGUAAGGUGUCCCAGCCGGUGAGUGCUGGAAAGGAAGAGCAGGCCAGGGUGGCGUGGGAGCACGGCAUCAGCGAGCAGUAGGGACAGCUCCUGGCACGCAGCUGGCAUUGGCAUUCCAGGUCUGGCUACGACAGAGAGAGAGCGGGACUCGGAGAACAGCAAACCGAUUUUCUACUGCCGCAAGGUUGUGUCUGAAGCCCACAAAAGAGAUUGGGCCAGCAUGGCAGGUUGCUGCUUUCCUUUUUAAUUUCUUUUUACACCUUUCCGUUAUGUUUUUUAACUUUCUGUGCAGUGGACAGUUUAUUCCUUCUGCAGUUUCUUAACCACAUCACACGGCAUAUGAGCCAUAGAGACUUGCAGAAGCUGAAAAAUACAAUUUUAAGUGGAGGGGAAAACGGGGGGAAUGUGGCAAGUUGAUUUUGAACCUGCUUUCCUCCCGGUUCUGAGACGCACAUGAGUAGAAGCAGUUGCACUAGGGACAUAUUUCUUUGCUGUACAGAAUUGAAAGCUCAUUGCUGAAAUCAGGGAUUCUAUGAACUGUCAGGCUGGAAGGUGCAUGAGCUGCAGGCAGUGGAAAGAUGGCAAUUCUAAGAAGAAAUUGGCUCUUUUGAGAGCAGGAUUGUACAUAUCUGUGCAGUGAUCUCCCUGCAUUCGUUCAUAGGUGCUGAGGCAAUCUAAAGCAGUGCUGCUGCACUGAUCUCCAAGAUAUCAUUUCCAACAAACUCUGCCUCCUUUGUUUUUUAUGUACUGUUUCAUUUCUUAAAUUUUGCUUUCACUGGCUAAGCCAACCUGCUUUCUCAUGGGAAUCGUGUUAUUCAUCUGUGCUACAGAAUGAGAGGAGGUUGGUGGCUACUGGAGCUACAACCUCAUUGUAGGCCUUUCCCAUGCCCAGCUUUGGGCAGGCUGUUGACACCAGCAUUUCUAUUCCAGAUUAAAACAAAACCAACCAAAUUGAGUUUCUCAUGCCACAAGCUGGUUGCUGACCCAGCCAGUAAAGAAAAGGUGGCUUAAAUGCAUCAUAUCCAACAAUCCUUGCCUCAGGGCUGAACAUCAUAAUUCUCACCAACUUCCAUCACCCAGGAGCUGAGAUUCAUUCCUGUUAACUCAAUAUCCUCAGUCCCUCCCAACAACUCACUGCAGCUGGUGUGCAGAAAGAAUCUCCCGUCUCUCAGAGCAGACAGAAAACACCAAGACUUGAGCAAUGCCUGGUAUCAAGUGUACACCCCAGAGUCAGGGACCUUAAAGGCAACCUGUAAAGAACAAGUGUUUGUUUCCUCUUUUGCUUCUUUAGAAUGUGUAGUAAGAGCUGCUGCUCCUCUCUUCUGGAAGGUUGCUUUCUUUUUCCUUUUCUCCUCAGGCAGCAAUACACCCUUUCCCCAUCCCAUGGUUUUUAUUAAUAAGCUCUAGAAAGGACUGAAGAACAUUGUGGGGGAACCAAGCCACACCACACAAACCAGAACUGUGCAGAGCUGAAGACAGUUCAGGUCUAUGAACCCAAAACAUGCCUUUUAAUCAGUACUUGCACAGUUCAGGAAAAAAAUAUCAGUGGGUAAUAUUGUUCUUUACAAAGAAAAGAUCAUGGUUCUAAGAAACCUUUUAUUCCUGUUUUCAUACUUAUCAAGAAUUUUUCAGUCAAAAUAGUACCAAAUAUUUAAUGUUUUUAGACAAACAAGCCACGUUCCUUUCCCUUGCCAUACCCUCACACAUUUUAGCCUGCCUCACAACCCUUUCAGCUGCAGACUGCAAAGCACACUCCGUAGGAUGGAAACAGCCCUCCCUCUUUCCUACCACUGAAAAAUCUGAAGCACAUUCAAGUAAGACCUCCACCAUAUAAAUUAGUGCCAGAAACAGGAACAGCACCCAACUUACAUCUUGAAUUCUUGCCUAACUGCUCAGUUUCUCCUGCUAAAAACAGCAUAAAGAAGCAAAAAAGGAUUAUUAUAAAUCUUUUACAGGUCACCUUUAGCACUACCUCUAAAUACAGUGACUGGGCAGAGUACAUGGUUUCUGAACUGGCUAAAGAUGGUCUGGCUGUAUAAAGUCUGGACUCAGCAGUUGUGUGAAGGGGACUUUAAGAGGAUUUGUUUGUUUUCUUUCUCAAGCUCUAGCCCAUGCAAAACUACUAAGUUAUAGAUUUGUUUCUUAAAUGGCCUAUUUGGCUGGAACAAAAUCUCUCUUGCUUCCUCUAUUUUGUUACUAACACAGGCUGCUUGUAAUCAUUAUAUCCUUCACAAUUUAAACAAUGAUAAUAAAAUCUGGCCUAUAGUGGAUGUUUCAUCUUUAGCAGGAAGGAGAGUUUUCCAAUGCUAGGACAGUCCUCAAUGUUAACAAACCAAGCUGAUCUCUGGUAUAGAACAAAUGCAGGAAAACAACUGAUGUUUUCAGUAAAGGUAAGUCAAGGUAAUUCCUUAGAAAAGGGUGAAAUGUUUUCAUAUAUGCUAUCCUCCAAUCCCACUGAGACUCUUCCAGUGAAUUUCUUCCAAGAACUAAGUUUUAAUUCCAUCUCCCUUGCCCCAGUUUCUUUUUUUUCCUGGCAGCAAGACUAAAAGUAGUAAAUGUAGUGACUUACCGAGCUUCCUUAAUGUGAAAAACCAGCAGGUCUUGCAAAUAAAACUUUGCAGAACCAAGAAUGCAAUUACCAUGGGACUGAGUCCCAGGCAGCUGGAAAACCUGCCCACCAGAUCUCUAAUCAGUCUCUGAAAAUGCAUGAUCCUGCUCUGAUUGGAGACCUGGUACAACAGCAGUGAGUCCAUUUGGGGAGUCUGGCUUCCCUAUGUAUUUGCAAGAGUUUGAAGAUCAAUCAGGUGGUGUGUACAAAUACCUAAUUUAUGGCAGGUCCACAUAAAGAAGGGUGGAAUAAAUUGCUGAAUUUACCAAAUUUAAGCCUCUCUGGAGUUAAAUUUCUGUUAUUGUUCUGAUAUCUACCAAGUAUUCUGUCUCCCUUUUCAGUGUUUGCCUUAAAGGGAGCAGAAGAUAGAAAGACUAUUAUUGAGAUUUUGUGAAUCUUGGAACUAACAUUGCCUGGAACUACUAUUUCUCUGUAGGGUGAGGUGUCUUUUAGCAUAGUACAACUCCAACGUCAAGCUCAGUCCUGGAGUAGGUGGAAGCAACAGCAGUUGUUGCACUUGCCCAACAGGAUUUGAAGAUUCCUUGUAUAAAACACAGCAAGAGGAUGUUUUGAACAGGACCUUGACUUUCUAUACCUAACUCUAAUUCAACCUCAGUGUACUUGCCUUCAUUGGGUUUUCUUUGCAUAAGAAAAUAGCAUGUGCAUUCCUGAGAAAAUUGGUGGAAUUCUGCUAUAAAUCUCUCCAUCAUCAGUGUACCUGCUGGCCCCAUUUGAAACAAAAUUGAGACGGAGCUACAGUGGUAGAAGAAAAGCAAUUCAAACAAUUUCUCUGAAUCCUACUUUUUUUUCCAAUAGUUGGAUUGGUUUUAUUGCUGUAUGCAAGACUCAGAUCCUUUUUCGUAUUUUCCUCCGUUUGGUUUUUAGCUUAUUUACCCUUUUUUAGGUAAGGGAUAUUGCAUAUCCCUUCUGUGGAGUAUCAGCCAAAACUGGGGAGGCUGGAGAGAGCAAGAGCCUUUGGGAAACAAAUUAUGUGAUAUUUAAAAUUUCCUCUGGUCAUGCUUCUUUGUAAAUACCCCCAUUUGAAUGCUGUGUAUUUGUACAGGAAAUUGAGCAAAAAAUGUAUAGAUUGUGAUGUCUGACUGGUAUUCUGCCCUGUAAAUGUGUUUUUAACCUCUGGCAUUCUGUGCUUAUUUAAAAAAAAAAAAAGGCGAAAACCUCUAACCACUUCUCUUUUGUGUAUUCAUGUUUAAAAUAAAAUGAAAACAGCUAUCUUAUCUAUAAUGGAAAUCAAAUUCAAAAGGAAAAACUUAAUUUGUACAAGUGUCCUAAAGGUACUUCAUUGUAUAUAUUGUGAUAGCAUGUUUCCAGAACCAACAAAUAAGUGGUGUGAAUUUUAGAUGUAAAUAUCUGCCGUUUGUUUUGGGUUCCUUUCCCUUACCCAUUCACUCGACUGCUGUGAUGUGGAAUUAAAGAUUAAUACCUGAUAUUAAAACAGUACAGCUGUA
This is a messenger RNA of Zonotrichia leucophrys gambelii, 10633 nucleotides long. RefSeq names its product dedicator of cytokinesis 3 (gene DOCK3). The record is from RefSeq and is a predicted model, not a curated record. Gene Ontology annotation, biological process: small GTPase-mediated signal transduction. The transcript is spliced from 56 exons. NCBI's taxonomy places the organism in Eukaryota, Metazoa, Chordata, Aves, Passeriformes, Passerellidae. The coding region runs from base 386 to 6640 and encodes 2084 amino acids. Gene Ontology annotation, cellular component: plasma membrane; cytoplasm. Gene Ontology annotation, molecular function: GTPase activator activity; small GTPase binding; guanyl-nucleotide exchange factor activity.